AUAUAAGUACCACAACAAGCCAUGGAGGAGGCGCCGCUACUUCACGAGGACAAAUCCUCCAUAUCCCUCGAUACGGCCGUCUUCAUCUUUUCCCUCUUUGACACGGGAGCCUUGUUGUUCCUGCUCGUCUAUUAUGUAAUUACUUUAUCCGAUUUGGAGUGUGAUUACCUGAAUGCUCAACAAUGUUGCUACAGGCUUAACAUAUGGGUGGUACCGAAGAUUGCAGCACACGUGGUGUUGUCUGUUGUGUUUCUCCUGACCGGCCACUAUUACCUUUUUCUGGCUUCCUUACCUCUUGCUGUGUUUCUUGUACGCGAGUACAUGAAGGUGCCAGCAGGAAACUUUGGAGUUUAUGACCCAACAGAGAUUCAUCGCAUGGGACAGUUGAAGAACCACAUGCGGGAUGCUGUCAUUGGUCUUGCAUACUACUUGGUGUUUUUUUUUAUAUAUUUGUAUUGUCUUUUGACUCAUCUACUGCGAUCAAAUCCCAUGCCAAAGCCAGACUAUACAGAUGAUACUGGAUUGUAAUUUAUUUGUGAAAUUUCUAGUCCACCAAUGAAGACAUUUUACUUUGUUUUACUGCAGUAUUAAGUUGAACAGUCUUAUAUAAUCCUAAAUCAUUUAUUACACUUGAAAGUAGACUAUAAACAGUUUUAACGUACAUUACAGUACUGUACUUCAAGUUUGUGUGUAAUAUAAAUGCAUAAUUAUAGUUAUACGAUAAUAUGAUUUUUAUUAGUAGAUGAAAUCAAUUAAAUUUCAUUAUUGAGGGUGAAUAUCAUUAUUGACAUGCUUCUAUCACAUAUAACCAAGGUCCAGUGUCUGGUGCAAAUCCAUACCAACAGAUACUUUGAAUAUUGUGUGAAUUAAUAUUGGCUAAGGCUAACAUUGUUCAGUGAUACAAGAGUGGUAAGGCCGCACGAUUAUUCCUCCUUGUGUUAUGGUGUUUAGCAUCAGUUCUAGUGUCUUUGUUGCAACCCCUGUGAUUACCUUGCAAGUACUGUUCAGUGCUGUGUGUUGUGAUUACACUUUGAUGGUGAAAUAUUGUUUAUUGCUCUUAUUUAAAUCAUUAUGCUCAAAGCUGUGAAUUAAUUCAAGCUGUGUAUUGUUUAAAUAUUGUUUUUACACUUAAGAUUUAGAAAAUUAAAAAAAUACUAAUAGAUGACUUCACUGGUUAUUCAAGAAGAGGUUAUGAAGUGUCAGCUUUUGUAUUGUAAGCAGAUAGUUGUGUAAGUUUAAUCUUUUUAUCUUUGUGGUGUGUUAAUAUUAGAUUAACUUGGAAUAUACAAUGUCUUGCUGUACUUGAAAAUAGAGUAGUGUGUACAGUGCACAAUAUUUAACUAAUAGACCAGUAGCCCCUAUAUAUUGACAGUUUGUCCACAUAAGAAUCUAAUGAUACUGCCUGCCUCUUGGGUCACAAAUAUUUAAAUCUAAAAUAAAUAAUGCUUAAUAACAGCACCAUUUUAAAAUAUAGUCCAAGACCUGAGCAAAUUUUCACCACCUUGCAUCAUCACUACUCUUUACAUAAACCCAACCUAACUUUACCAGAAUAAGUGAUCAGAUGUUUUGUAUAUGGUAUGCACAAUGCGAGUGAUGUCAUAAUUCUAUCCUGGCUCCGGUUUUAGAUUCUACUGCCAUUUUAUGGCAUAGAUAUUUCUGCUAUUUUUAAAAUGAAAGUUAUAAUCUAUUCACAUCGGUGUUAUUAUUAUUAGUACUGAGAAACUUACUACAAUUCUGUAGUGCUUGAAUGAAGGUGAAGGAAAGACCCAAUAUACAGUAUGUGUAAGUGUAUUAUAACCAAAUUUCAGAUGUAAUUUCCAUCCUUUCUCAAGGUGCUGUAUACAAUGUAUUCAGAACAUUGUAUACAGCAUCUUGAGAAAUGAUGUAGGUUACAUCCAAAAAUUUGGUUUUAAUACACUUACACAUACGUAUAUUGGGGUCUUUCCUUCCCCUUUAUUCUUAUUAUAAUAUAAUUAUUAUUGCUGUCAUGUUUGUAACUCUAAACUGAAAUCCUUUUCUUGAAAAAUAACUUCUUUCAAUACAGUGUCUACAUUUAAUAACACAAAAAUGAUUAUAUUGACAUUUAUAUAAAUAAUUUGUACCAUAAGGGGCAUUUCAAGAGGUGAUCUUAUAUUUUAAGUUAAUUUUGAAAGCUUUAAUAUCAUUAAGUGUUUCUUUUAACUGGCAGUAUUAGCUACUGUAUUUCUUGUAACUUUGUGUUGGCAGCUCAUCGUGACAAAAGCUGAGGAAACCUUGAUUGUCUUAAUAUUUAGCCCAGCCUCCUUUUUGGUCCUCAUCGUUACUACAUGUACUACCAAUAGUAAAUGUACUGACGUACAAUGAAAUUAGAACGUAGAAAUCUGAACUACAGUAUUGAGUUGGACAAACCAGAAAACUAUUUUUUUCACUUGUGUUGCUUUGACAAACUAAACUAAUCUAUCUUAACCUCCUUAGGCCUAAUAGUGUAUAUGUGUGUGCUGUACUAGGCCUAGGAAUAUUUAAGUUUGUGUUUUAGCUUCAUUUAUUUUAAAAGAAUUCCUAACUAGGCAGUACACUAUCUAAGAGAUAAGACUGCACGAAUUCUGACUAUUGACGAUAGAUAAGUACUAUCUAAACAGGAGGAUGGGUUGUAAUAUGUUGUAAUUCAGCUAAAAAUCUUUAGUUAAGCAGUAGACUAUUUAUCCUUGCAUAUAAAUUUACUAUACCAGUAUUAAGCAAUUCCUUGUCAUGUUUGAUGAUUUUUACUAAGUUAUUAUUAAAAUUUGACAUGGGUUUUCAAUAUUUUACCACCCAGUAUCAUGUGAGAGUACUGUAUUGUUAUUAAUGUAUUUCCAAAUUCAUCAUGGAUGGAUUUUGUUCUCACUUAGUGGAAGCAAACCAAUGAGUUAAAUAUAUAUGGUGGUACCAAGUUGAAGUAGAGUGCACAACUGUAUGUAUUAACUAUGUCUGAAAAAGCAGAUGUAGAUAACAAACCCUGCAACACUAAAUCAAGCAUUCUUAGAUUAAGCUGAACAAAGACAAGGUAGAAAUUUCAGCCAGCUAACAAAUUAUCAGUUUGACAUAAAUGUUUGUGUAUUGUACCAAACAUAGUACAGUGGUAACGCUAAAAAGAUUAAGGUUCGGUAAUCAGACAGUACAUUUGAAACUAUUGAAUUCUAAAUUAGAUGUCAAAUUAAAGUAAAUUUAAUGUGCACAAUGAAUUAUUUAAUAUUGCAUAGAAUUUUUUGUAGAUUGUCAUUUUGGAGAAAGUCUUUCAAUAACACUGCUAGGUGCUAACUUUCAUUUCUCUUGAUUUUAGUCCUCAAAGUACUGCAAUUCUUUGAAUUACAUGAUGUGUAGACUAAAAACUUUUGGUUAAAACAUUUUGGGAUUAUUAAAACACCAGAUAAAUAUUUUAUUGUGUUUCUCAGCGACGACCACCUAGCUUACCAUUUGUAAGAAUAUAAUGUUACUUCAGAUCAUGUAAUAAUGUACUGUAUAGUUGUAAUAAUGUAUAGUAUGAAGUUGGCUGCAAUAUUGUCGUCUUCCUUCCCUCCCUCAAGCUGUUAGUGCAAAGCAUACCUAGUACUGUAUUCAUUGAUACAGCAUAAAGUGUACAAGCCUUUAUAAAGUCUGUAUAGGUAUUCUACAAUUAUUUUUUUAUAGUAGUUAAUAAUACUUUAAAAGCUUAUUUAUAAACGACUGUAUUUUUUUUUUAAUAUAGUUAAAAGUUAUGGAAUGAUAAUGCAAAUUUAUUUUUAUGAAGUAGGCUACAACUGCACAAUUUGAUUUAGCAUUUACAAAAUGUAACUAUUCUCAAUUGAAUUUGAGCAGUAACCAGUGUUAAACACUGGAAGUGUCAAAGUUACUGUAAAUUUAGUCAUUUUUAACCUGAACUAACUUUUCAAGCCUUCUUAUGGUUUAAGAUGACACUAAUCAGUUUGCCUUGUGCAGUAGUGCUAUACUGUUUGGCCAUAUUGACUUGGUACUUUCUUUUGAUAAUUAAUUUUGCAUAUACAGUAGCAUGAGUGUCUUAAUUUUGACUGUACUGUACAGUAUUACAAAGUUUUAUUUUAAACCCACAAUGGUGUAAUAGGAAGCACAAAUUGCAGACUACAAUGGUAAGUUAAAUACAUUAGUCCUUCUCUUAGUGUUUGCUACAAGAACAUUGUCAAGAACUAAAAUAGGUUUAUACUUUACUACAUGGUAUUGUACUGUAUUCUUAGAAAAUCCAAAUUAAUCACUUAAGAAAAUCAGCAGAGUUGUCGAGCAUGUUCCCUAGAUUAAAUGUUCAGAACAAUCAGGGGCUCGAUUAACAGGGAGGUUGGAGGGGAUGAGUGUCGAACCUCCCCUCCUCACUUCAAACUUACAAUCGCCCCCUAGCUAUGACACAUUACAGUAGUUAGAGGGUGUAAGAGAACUGUAGCAGGGAGAGACGACUCCUGUUUAACAAUGAGAAAAUAAGUUUUAAGGCAGAGUAUACUAUUAAAACAGUGAAUCGAUUCAGUAUUUUUUCCUAUACCAAAAUCAAACUCCUCAUGUCAUAGAUAUCUUCAAUUCUGCUCACGUUUUAUAACCUGCCAUAUUAAUUUUUUUUAUUACAGGUAUGUACUGUAUUUAGUUUUAGUACAUUUUAAAUACAAAUAGUUUAGUUUUUAGACCUCCAAGCUGCAAGUUUCUUGUAAUAAAUUUGGUUGAACAAUUUUUAUAGCUAUGCAAAACAAAUUCAUUCUGUAAUUUUUAUUACAUUGCACUGUGUGUGAUUAUGAGGGUUUCUUUGUAAACUUGACAAUUAUCUUUUUUUCUCACCAAGUAAGUGACUUCGUUAUUCUUGUGACCUAGUUUGGCUAAGAACUUCCCAUGCCCAUUUUGUACUGGAAGAUGGCUAUGGAAAUAUUUUAAGACAUUUGAAUUUAUUCCAUACAUGGUUGUUCCCUCUGUCUUGCUGUCUUUUAAAUAGUACAUCUCACAAAAUUAUAGUAAAUUUAUGGUCCUUGUUG
This is a messenger RNA of Procambarus clarkii (red swamp crayfish), 4979 nucleotides long. It is a transcript of the gene cnir, whose product is annotated as cornichon-like protein. The record is from RefSeq and is a predicted model, not a curated record. Gene Ontology annotation, cellular component: COPII-coated ER to Golgi transport vesicle; endoplasmic reticulum membrane. Gene Ontology annotation, biological process: endoplasmic reticulum to Golgi vesicle-mediated transport. NCBI's taxonomy places the organism in Eukaryota, Metazoa, Arthropoda, Malacostraca, Decapoda, Cambaridae.